AUGACGUAUUGUGUGUACGAUAUAAUAAUAACUUCUCCUACCUACCUACCACACUAUGGUACCAGAAGCCUCCCGAGACCGCACGCAUAUCAUUAUAAACAACGUCGAGUGGACCGCUGCCGUGGUAAUCGACCGGUACACACACACUACCCAUCCAUCGCCACAGUCGUCGCCGACACACGUGACUAUUAUAAUACUCAGGCUAUGGAGUACCUCAAAUUGAGUUCCGGUGGCAGCAUGCCGAUGGUUGGCUAUGGUACAUGGCAGGCAGUAGACAAUGUUUUGGAAUCGGCCUUGAACGAAGCUCUGGAGAGUGGGUACAGGCACAUCGACACGGCCACGGCUUACAAGAACGAACACGUCAUAGGAAAAGUUUUGAACGAAUGGAUAACGUCCGGCAAAGUGACCAGAGACGAGUUGUUUAUCGUCACCAAGCUGCCACCUUUCAAGAAUCGGCCUGAAGACCUGGAGGGGUGUUUGAAAAAAUCGCUUGAAGACUUGCAAUUGGACUACGUUGACAUGUACUUGGUGCACACUCCGUUCAGCGUGACAGAGGGAGAAACGCCCGCCUAUAGUGGCAUGAAAAUUGAUGUCAGCACGGACCACUUGGCGAUUUGGGAGAUGAUGGAGAAACAGGUGACUUGCGGCCGAGCAAAGGCGAUUGGAUUGUCGAACUUCAACGUUAAACAGAUACAGAGGGUGCUGGACAACUGCAAGAUCAAACCCGAUAACUUGCAAGUGGAAAAUCAUCUGUAUCUCCAACAACCCGAGCUCGUGGAAUUUUGCAAGAGCAAUGGGAUCGCUGUGACCGCAUACUCGUGUUUGGGCGCGAAAGGUGGCCGGGAAGUCAUGGGGUUCAGUUGGACCAAAGAAUUGCCGGAAAUGUUGGAAAACGACGUGGUGUUGAGCAUUGCGGAGAAGCACGGCAAGACUGCGGCCCAAGUAUUGUUGCGGUUUAUUGUCCAGAAGGGUAUCGUAGUCAUACCAAAAAGUACAAAUCCACAGCGAUUGGCAUUAAAUAUACAGAUUUUCGACUUCAAAUUGGACGAACAAGACAUGGAGGCCUUGAUUGCUCAGGACGCCGGAGAAGGAGGCCGUAUGAUGCGUCUUCAGUUCUUCGCUGGAAUCACGGACCAUCCAGAAUAUCCUUUCGAAAAGAGUGCUUGA
This is a messenger RNA of Macrosiphum euphorbiae (potato aphid), 1167 nucleotides long. Lineage: Eukaryota; Metazoa; Arthropoda; Insecta; Hemiptera; Aphididae. The record is from the annotation of a GenBank genome assembly.